UGGCGUUGUAAAUGUUGAGUAAAUGUAAACACAUAGUUUAAGAUAUGGUUACAAGGGAAAUAUAUUUCUCAUUUGAAUAAAUGAAGUGCAGAAUUAUACCAUAAAUCUUUUACAACAUGCUUGAUCUUGAGGUUGUUCCAGAAAGAUCCCUUGGAAACGAACAAUGGGAGUUUGUUUUGGGCAUGCCUUUUUAUCAAGCUGUGAACAUUUUAAAAAGACAAGACCGUGCAAUCAAAGGUGUUCAAGUAUGGUACAGUGACCAGCUACCAUUACGCAUGGACUUGGUUUUAAAUUUAUCCCAUGAUGGCAUCAGGCUCAUCUUUGAUCCUGUUUCUCAAAGACUAAAGAUGAUUGAAGUCAAUAGUAUGGGAAAAGUCAAAUUGAAAUACUGUGGAGUUCAUUUUAACACACCACAAGUUCGACCAACCAUAGAACAGAUCGAUCAGUCAUUUGGAGCAACUCAUCCUGGAGUGUACAUAUCAGAAAAACAGUUAUUUGUGUUAAAUUUCCGAGGUCUUUCAUUUGAUUUUCCCAUAGAUUCCAAAUUUGAGCCAAAGUAUGCCCAUGGCUUGGGUUCCUUACAGUUCCCUAAUGGAGCAUCACCCACUGUAUCUAGGAUGUGUAUAUAUGCUGGUAACAGUGUCUCUGAUACCAAAGCACCCCCCUUAUCUAUAGCAUGUUUUCAUGGAAAUUGUUUCCUAGAUUGUUUGGAAGUUUUGCGUGAAAAUAAUGCUACCAUAGGUCUUAAAUUUUUACUAGUCACAGAAGGCAGUGGACCUGGUAAACUUGUUGAUCCCAGGAAAAAAACAGUUGAAAGAAUAGUUAAAUUUGGAGAUAGUUGUCAGGAUGUUGUUAGUGCCUUAGGAUGUGCUAGUAAAGUUUUCUACAAGUCAGAAGACAAAAUGAAAAUCCAUUCACCUGAAGCACACAAAAGAGUUCGCUCCCGUAGUGCUGAUUAUUUCUAUAAUUAUUUUACCUUGGGAUUGGAUAUAUUAUUUGAUGCCAAUACUCAUAAAGUUAAAAAGUUUAUACUACAUACUAAUUAUCCUGGUCAUUAUAAUUUUAACAUGUAUUGUAGAUGUGAAUUUAAACUGCCAGCUGUAAUGGAGAAAGUCAAGCAACCAUUAUUAUCUACUUUAGAUGAAGAUGAACUAGUCAUAACAGCAUAUUCUAAGUGGAAUGACGUACAGAAAUGGUUAUUAAAACCAUCAGAACAACCAGUUAUAUUAAACCGCUCUUCUUCUACUAAUACCAGCAAUCCCUUCGCUCCUACCUUCUGUUACGGUGUUCAUGAUAUUAUAUUUGAGGUCAUGCAGAAUCAACAUAUAGCAUCAGUUACUAUUUAUCAGUCCAAAGAAUCCCUCUCUUGAUGUUAUACCAUGACAUUUUAUUGGCUACACAUAGACCAAUGAAAGAGGCUUUUAUAUAGAAACAGCCCAUCUCAGGCCACUUUUCAUAUUCACUUUAAUGGGAUGUAUAUAUAACUGAACAUUUACUACAAUAAUUUGUCAAUUUUCAUCUCUCAAAGAGGUUUCCCUCUUUUUCUUUUUUUUUUGUGGUGUAGGUAUUUGAAGCUCAUGAUAUUUACAAUAGAACAUCAGAUUGUAAAAUUUUUUUAAUAGAUAUUAGUAGAAAUGUGUUUUUUAAAAAUAUAUUAUUAUGAGUGUGUACUUACCAUUUUGAGUGUAAUAUAAUAUAUAUUAUAAAACCUCAUUUGUAUAUAUGACCAAUAGUAAGAGAAAAUAACAAAAAAUAUUGUAUUCUCCUCUCUGUGAUAUUAAUAUAUAGUCGUCAAUUAAAUGGGAAGUUUUUAUUUUUGUGUUGGCUUUUAAGUGUUUUUUUCUCUUCGAUAAACAAAAAUAUGCGAUACUUACUGAAGUUUCAAUUUAUAAAAUACACCUUUAUUGAAAGUAAUCCUAAUAGUGCUAAUAGAUGAGAUAGUUUUAUAUUUGGCUUAACGGUAAGUGUAAAUGUUUAGUAAGUUGGUAAGUGUAAGAUAAGCUUAUACGUGUCCUUAGAAUGCAAUUUAUACAUUCUUUCCAUUUUCCAUGAUAUUCUCUGUAACAUUUAAUUUAUGUAGCUUCAUGUACAUUUAAAAAUUUUUAUUUAGGAACAAUAAUUAGCUAACAUAGCAUUAUUUGAUUUUAACAAACCUAAUUAAUAGAUAUUGAUUUUAAUUUAACAUCUGAUGAUGUGGCAUGACAAAAUUCCAAUUUAGUGUGUCUCUAAUUACAACCUAAUACCUUGAAACACAUUAAAAUACAACUUACAAAGACAGAAACAAAUUGAGAAAUAUAUUUUAUGGAUAGAUUAUUUAUGAAUUAUAUAUUUUAUGCUUUUUUUUUUAAUUAUAAAGAUGAUUAGUUUUAUUAUGUAUAUACGUUUUUUUUUUUAAUUCAAAGUAUUAGUUGGACUCAAGUAGUCGAAUAUUUUAGAUAUUGAAAAAUUAAUUUCAAUUAUAACUAUUUGAGCUUGCAUUGUAGGAAGAAUAUUCUAGUUAGAUUCGUUGAAAAGACAGUUGCUAAUUUAUUUUCGCACCAAAGGGCAUUUAAAAGCAAAUCAACUAUUGCUAAUUUAUUUUGGCACCAAAGGGCAUUUAAAAGCAAAUCAACUAUAAAAAUCCUUUCAGGUUCUGCAUUUCUCUAACCUCCGAAUCUUAGCUCAUUAAUAAAAAAUAAUCAAAUAUAUUUACAUGUACUUGUCUAUUUUCCGAUAUAUAUCCAAAUUUUUGAAUAACAAAAAAAAUUUUUUUUAUUGAUUGUGGUGUAUGAUUUGAUUAUAAUAAAUAUGUAGAGGAAAAAAAUAAUAUAAUUAUAAAGUAAAAUAUUGUAAUCAGCCAAAAAAAAAAUACAAUUUAUAAAAAUAGAAAAUAUGAGAGUUAUUGCAUGCAAAUUAUAAUUGUCACUUCUUGCAUGAUAUUUUAAAUAAAAAGUUAUUCAAGCAGAAAAUUAUAAUUUCAUUUACAUCAUUGACUACUGCUAUUCUAUUUUAUCAGUUAUAUAUCAGGAUGGGCAAUCUAUAUAUAGAUAUAUAUGGCAGCACAUAUAAUUAAUAAGAUAUAUCUUUAAUAAUUCUGUGCAGUUUUAAAAAUACAUUAUAUAACGUCAAAUGCAUUUAUUAGUUACCUAUAUGUACUUAAUAAGUUAAUGGAUUAAAAGAAAAAAAACCCUAACACCUUGUUAAUGAGAAAAUAUGAUAGAAGUUAAAGAUAUGUGUUCUGGGGAUAUUCUUUGUCUGUUUUAUUAGCCAUUUGAAAAAAUUUUAUUCAACUACUAGCCACUUUGUGUGAGGGGGUGGGAAAUGAAAGUGUAUCUUUGUUGGGUUUAUGAUGAUUGGGGGCCAUUUCGCCUUCAUAAUCUUAAAUUUAUGAGUGAACAUGUGAUGCAAGCUGCUGCUCUGGAUGACUAGCUUUCAACGUCAUCUUUUAGUUUGCUUACGAAAUGAUCAGUAAUCCCCCCAGUCAUUGGAAAUAGCAGUAAUGUCAAUAGAUGAUUGGAAAAUCAGUCGAGCUACAUUAGAGAUAUACCCAUGAGAGAUAUACCCAAUCUGGCAUGACAUCUAUAUUGAGAGGCGAUUGAAAACAAUUUUGACAAAGGAUACACAUACAUAAUAUCAUUGAAUAUAAUAUCUGUGAAAUAAAUUUAUCUAUAACUGAUCAACCCCUUUUAGAAAAUAACACCUUGUAUCUUUGAAAUCAGAACAACACUUGGUAAUGUUGUCUGAAUUAUAUAUAAGCAUAUCUGUGAAAUUCCUGAAAACGACAUAAACAUCCAUGUAUUUAUAUUGUUUAAUUAUUAUCUAAUUAUAAAUUAUUUAAACUGAUGAAAUUCCCUCCGUGUUAAUAAAUGUACGUACUAUAAGCAAGCACUGUUUCAUGAUAUUACGAUAUUAAACUUAUUGCGUUAAUAUUAUAGAAUUGUUUGUGUUUUAGGAUGUACUGUAAUUGAUAAAUGUUGGUGUAUAUGUAUUUUAUUUAAUGUUCUUACAAUGUAAAAUAUGUGUAAUGAUAAAAUGUAUCAUAUGCUUGAGGUGAUAUCUGCAGUGCAAUGAAAACUAAUCAAUUUAUUGGAUGUUAGAAAGCCAAUGAUUUCAAAUACAUCUUUUAACAUUUUUAGAUAAAAAAAAAAACAUUUUUGUGAUAGAUAUAAUGAAUUUGAAUUUGAUGUUUAAAAUAACAGUAUGAUUGUCCCUUAGAAAAGACUGUACAAAAUGAUGUAUUAUUAUAAUACUAUGUAUUUGUAUUUAAACCUGCAUUUUUCAUAUCUUUAAAACAAAAAGUCACAUUCCUGGAUCAUUAUAAAAAGUUGUCAGAAUACUGGAUUUUAGAUAUGUAGUUGCCCAGAAUCACUAGCAUUUUAUCCUUUAAAAUACCAUGGUUUUAUUAUCAUUUAUCUUAAAUACAAUCUCAUACAUUAUACUUAUUGGUUCAUGUUUAUACAUAUACAUGUAGUUUGUAUGCUAUAAUAUGCUGUACAUAGCUGUAUUUAUACUGUGUACAAAAACAGUUUUACAAAUAAAUAUAAACAUUUAUCAUAAUAUUACUAUUAUUACCUUCAAACAACAAUAUCAUAUUGGGAGAUUGUGUACAUGUAAAUUGCUCUAUGCAAACUUUAAAGAAAAAAGCUCAUUAUCUCAAUAUUAGCAACUUUGACCCUCUGUUUGAUAAACGUGAAGGAAAUACAGACUAGAUGUAAACUAUAUUUUGAUAUGAUGUUAAAGUGAUACUAAUAUCUGUGAUGUUUAAUUUUGGAGGUCGUAUAUAUAAUAUCAGUGAAAGUUGAAAGAUAGUUUUUCUUACGAGCAGAUGUAACAAUGCCUUAGAUACUCUUUUAGAUGCUAUUCUGGGGGAAUUAGAAAGUUACCUAUAUAAAUUCUGUGUUGUUAUGUUAUCAUCAAUCACGCCAGUCCGUCUGUCCACAAUCAAAAAUCUACUUUGAAACAGUUAGUGAUGGUAGGAAGCUGGGUCACCUAUACCAUAGCUUUCAGUUUCUGGAGGGAUUGGACUAUUUGCUGGUAACUGUUUUAGUAUUCCUCUUACUCUAAGUUAUAUAUAACAGUGCUUCAUGGGUUUUUUCGGCUUUUAAUACAUAAAACCACUGUUUUAAUAAGAUUUCACAUAUAAUGUGUUUGAUUAAUUUAUAAAGUGUGUUUUAUAGAAAUAUUCCGUUUUAAUAAAAUAGCAUUAUCGUUGAAUGUGUUUGAAGAUUCUUUCAGUAUUGUUAAACAGUCUGUCAUAUCAAAAACGAAUACUGUGUUUCACACAAGCAGCAGAUACAAAGAAACCCACAAGAUAAUUAGAAUGUAACAUAUAUAAUCACAAAGGAUGUUUUUCAUAAAAUUUUAUACCUGUAUAUAGCAAAAUGUUAUUUUAUGGAUGCUUAUUUGUAGUUUCAAAAACAAGGCAUUAAAUUUCACUAUUAUUUUCAUUAAAUCUAUAAAGAAAAACAAAAAAAUAAAUUUAAUUGUUUAAGGUCUAUAUUAAAGUAACUAUUAACAAACAUUUAUUUCUUAAAUCACAUGUGUCUUUAAAACUCAGUUAAGAUUAAUAUUCAUUUUUUGCACAUAUCAACACAAAAAGGAUAUUUUCUUUAUAAUCAUAGAAUUAAGAUCUCUUGCCUUGUAAUUAAAGUGUUUUCUAAAUAUCUAUAUUUAUACUUUGUUAGGCUGUUAGUUAUAGUGUUUUGUAAGAAACCAUGGACGGCACCAGUUUUAAGAAGAUGGAUUAAUAAAAUUUCACUCUGAAUUAUCAACAUAUUUUAAAAAGAAUUUUAAUAGGACAUGAGGUUGGCCUUCUUCAAGUCUGAACAUUUGUAUCAGCUUUGUGUUAUUUUAUCUGUUGUUAUUUUAUGAAUUUUAAUGAAUGUAGCUACUCCAAGUAAAUAAUGUAUAUUUUAUUUCACUGUCGUACUUCCUCAGCUAUAUACACCUGUAUAUAUAUUUCACUAUUAACUUAUAUGUAUGGAACAAAUGUGUAUGGAAUUCAGUUAAUGUUACAAGACAAGGAAUGGCAAUGAAAUAAAGGUUUUCUCAAAUCAUUUUGUUAUGUUGAAUAGACGGAAGUGUGAUAGAUGAUAUUAUCAAUCACAUUAAACAAGCAUUUGUAUAAUAUUACCAUUAUUUUCAGUUUAAUUUCAGGGUAUAUUAAUUAUUAUUAUCAGUAAAAUAGAAAUUUAAUUUGUCCGAUCUCAGAUCUGUGUACCUCCUUUUCAACAUGUUCCAUGUGCAUUUGCCAAUAUGUUGUUGAUUUUUUUUUUUUUUCCUUUUUUUAAAAGAAAAACAAAUAUUAAGUCAUUUUCCAGUUAUCUGAGGUAUAAUGUAAUAAAAUAUAGAGAAAAAUAAACAAAAUAAAAUAUUUCACAUCUCCUA
This is a messenger RNA of Patella vulgata (common limpet), 6366 nucleotides long. RefSeq names its product phagosome assembly factor 1. The transcript has 14 exons. The record is from RefSeq and is a predicted model, not a curated record. Lineage: Eukaryota; Metazoa; Mollusca; Gastropoda; Patellidae. Gene Ontology annotation, biological process: Golgi to plasma membrane protein transport. Gene Ontology annotation, cellular component: trans-Golgi network. Bases 117 to 1370 code for a protein of 417 amino acids.